AUGUCAGCAUUUGCACCUUCUGAAGACCCAGAUAGCCUCGACUAUUCCUAUACCUCUCCAGACCACGCGACCAGAACCCCUCCCAUGCCCCAAGACAUGAGCUCCGAUCACAGCCGCAGUCGCUCUGCCAACCCUCUGCUUGGAAAUGACAAUCCGCAUGUAUCUGAGCUAGAACAGGAGGUUCUCAAUGAAUAUUCUCGUCUCCUACGCAAUGUCAACCAACUCUCUGAGAAGAUCUCCGAUCUUGCUGGAUCCCCUGCCUCAAUGACUCUGGAUGGCCUCCGUCUCCUGGAACGAAAAACUGCAACAGUGUGUACCUUGCUCAAGGCUAGUGUCUACAGUAUUGUCUUGCAGCAACAGAUCUGGAAUGAGAGUGAGGAGCAGCAGCAGCAGCAGCAGCAACAGUCGCAACAUGGAGACGAACAAUUUGGAGAUCGGGAAUACCAUUGUGGGGGAUAUGGUGGAGAAGGAGAUAUGACGUUCCAGUGA
Molecule: messenger RNA, 489 nt
Organism: Penicillium malachiteum
Lineage: Eukaryota; Fungi; Ascomycota; Eurotiomycetes; Eurotiales; Aspergillaceae
Product: DASH complex subunit DAD3 family protein
Exons: 2
Coding region: 1-489 (162 amino acids)
Biological process (GO): attachment of spindle microtubules to kinetochore
Cellular component (GO): mitotic spindle; DASH complex
Source: RefSeq, a predicted model, not a curated record